Capra hircus (goat) is the source of this 2387-nucleotide messenger RNA. It is a transcript of the gene FGFRL1, whose product is annotated as fibroblast growth factor receptor-like 1. The record is from RefSeq and is a predicted model, not a curated record. The transcript is spliced from 7 exons. Bases 35 to 1573 code for a protein of 512 amino acids. Gene Ontology annotation, molecular function: fibroblast growth factor receptor activity; fibroblast growth factor binding. Lineage: Eukaryota; Metazoa; Chordata; Mammalia; Artiodactyla; Bovidae. Gene Ontology annotation, cellular component: plasma membrane.
CCCGCGAGCCCCGCCGAGGUCCGCACUGGCCGAGAUGACGCCGAGCCCCGCGUCGGUGCUGCCGCUGCUGCUCCUGCUGCUGGGGGCCCUCCCGCCGGCCGCCGCCGCCCGAGGGCCCCCGAGGAUGGCGGACAAGGUGGUCCCGAGGCAGGUGGCCCGGCUAGGCCGCACGGUUCGGCUGCAGUGCCCCGUGGAGGGGGACCCGCCGCCACUGACCAUGUGGACCAAGGACGGCCGGACGAUCCACGGCGGCUGGAGCCGCUUCCGCGUGCUGCCCCAAGGGCUGAAGGUGAAGGAAGUGGAGCCAGACGAUGCUGGUGCCUAUGUGUGCAAAGCCACCAACGGCUUCGGGAGCCUCAGCGUCAACUACACGCUCAUAGUGAUGGAUGACACCAGUCCAGGAAGGGAGAGCCCAGGGCACGACAGCUCCUCUGGGGGCCAGGAAGAUCCAGCCGGCAAGCAGUGGGCGCGGCCCCGCUUCACGCAGCCCUCCAAGAUGAGGCGCCGCGUGAUUGCGCGGCCCGUGGGCAGCUCCGUGCGGCUCAAGUGCGUGGCCAGCGGGCACCCGCGGCCCGAUAUCAUGUGGAUGAAGGAUGACCAGGCCUUGACCCGCCCGGCGGCGGGCGAGCACAGGAAGAAGAAGUGGACGCUGAGCCUGAAGAACCUGCGCCCGGAGGACAGUGGGAAGUACACGUGCCGCGUGUCGAACCGCGCAGGCGCCAUCAACGCCACCUACAAGGUGGAUGUGAUCCAGCGGACGCGCUCCAAGCCUGUGCUCACGGGCACGCACCCCGUGAACACGACGGUGGACUUCGGGGGCACGACAUCCUUCCAGUGCAAAGUGCACAGCGACGUGAAGCCCGUGAUCCAGUGGCUGAAGCGCGUGGAGUACGGCGCCGAAGGCCGCUACAACUCCACCAUCGACGUGGGCGGCCAGAAGUUCGUGGUGCUGCCCACCGGCGACGUGUGGUCGCGGCCCGACGGCUCCUACCUCAACAAGCUGCUCAUCACGCGUGCGCGCCAGGAUGACGCGGGCAUGUACAUCUGCCUGGGAGCCAACACCAUGGGCUACAGCUUCCGCAGCGCCUUCCUGACGGUGCUGCCUGACCCAAAGCCACCAGGGCCGCCCGUGGCCCCCUCGUCCUCCACCACCAGCCUGCCGUGGCCGGUGGUCAUCGGCAUCCCGGCCGGCGCGGUCUUCAUUGUGGGCACCGUGGUCCUGUGGCUCUGCCAGGCCAAGAAGAAGCCGUGCGCCCCGGCCCCGGCUCCCCCGGCCCCUGCACAUCGCCCGCCCGCCACAGCCCGCGACCGCGGCGGGGAUAAGGACCUGCCCGCCCCCGCCCCCCUGGGCUCCAGCCCCGGAGUGGGGCUGUGUGAGGAGCUCGGGCCCCCGGCUGCCCCCCAACACCUGCUGGGCCCCGGCUCAGCCACCGGCCCCAAGCUUUACCCCAAACUCUACACAGACACGCACACGCACACACACUCACACACACACUCACACACACACUCACACACACACUCACAUGUGGAGGGCAAAGUCCACCAGCAUCAGCACAUCCACUGCCAGUGCUAGGCGCCUGGGGGGCUUGCAGAGGCCACCCCGUGCAGGCUGGGGGCAGAGGGCCACAGCGGGGACGCACCACGGGCCCGUCUCCCCAUGCCCCGGGGGGCGCACACGCACGUGGAUGCGCACACACACACCACAUGCCUCUGGACACACACACACACACACACACACACACACACACACUCAGACUGAGAAGCCUUUGGGAAGGUCUGUAUUGUAACCGCAGUGCGCAUGUGGCAACCGGCUAGCUCGUGAAGGAAUCCCUUGGCCCUGUGAGAAGGAUUUCACGGGGGCCACGGGCACCCCCCCACCCUGGCCUGGCAGGAGAUCUGAGAGGCACCCUGGCUUUGCAAACCAAAAACUCCGACCCCUUCCCUACGCCUGCCUGCCUGUGUCCCUGCCCAGGCUAUUUUUGCCACCACCUGUCCUGGUGUCCAGGAGUCCACCAGCACCCUGGAGGGGGGUCGGGCGGAGCAGUCCUGGGCCCUGUCCUGAGAGGCUGGAGCCAGGGGGGGUUGACUUUCGUCCCACCCGGCCUCCCACUGCCAGAGAGGAGGGGCCUUGAUAUUUAUAUUUAAGAAAUUAAGAUAAUAAUAUUAAUAAUGAUGAAAGGAGAGCUGGGCCACGGAGACUUGGCCUCUUCCAGGGCCCAGGACCCACCUGGCUUUGUGGCCACACUGGAUGUCCACCCUGGCCUGGGCACCCAUCACCCUGUUACCCGUGGCCCCAGACCUUUGUAAUUUUAUAUAGAGUUUGAGCUGACGCUUCGUAUAUUUAAUUUAUUUUGUAAAACAAGAAAACGUGCAUCCUUUUCCUUGAA